This is a messenger RNA of Punica granatum (pomegranate), 2090 nucleotides long. The record is from RefSeq and is a predicted model, not a curated record. NCBI's taxonomy places the organism in Eukaryota, Viridiplantae, Streptophyta, Magnoliopsida, Myrtales, Lythraceae.
UUGUCCUCAGGACAGCGGGCAAAGGAGAGGAAGAGGUGAAAUAAAACCCCUCUCCUUCUUAAUCUCUCUUCUCUCCGACAAUAAAAAGCAUCUCUUAGGGGCGGAGAGGUGGCGCAGAAAAAAAAAAUUCAUAAAAAUUGAAUAAAAGGAAAAAAAGAAAAUGGGAGCGAAGAUUGUCGUAUCAGCAGUGUCGAUCAUUCUGGUGGUCGGCGUUGCCAUCGGAGUGGUUGUCACUGUCCACAAGAAUGGCAGCAGCAGCGGGUCCGACAAGUUGAGCCCUCAGAUGAAGGCCAUCUCAUCCAUGUGUGACCCGACCAGCUACAAGGAGGUCUGCAUGCAGACCCUCAGCUCGGCCACCAACAACGGCACCACCGACCCAAAGGAGCUCAUCAAGGCCUCCAUCAAUCUCAUCGCCAACAAUGUCCAGAGCAGCCUCAACGCGACCAAGUCCUUGUUGGCAUCCGUCAAUGACCCCAACAUCAAGUGGUCGCUUGAGAACUGCCACAAACUGCACGAGACCGCAAGCGAGAGGCUCCAGAAAGCCAUCGCCGCGGUCACGGAUAGCGACCUGACCGGGUUGGGCGAUCGUGCUGCUCAGGUACAGAACUGGCUGAACCCAGUGAUCUCAAACACGGUGACGUGCAUUGACGAGUUGGACGACUCCCCUGCCAAGGAGCAGAUCAAGAGCAUUGCCUCCAACAUCAAUAAGAUCACAGACAAUGCCCUUGCAAUCCUCGGCGAGUUGCCCAAGGUCCUCGCUGCAUUCGACAUCAAGUUGAACCUCACCUCCUUCCAGACCAGCAGGAGGCUUCUCCAGGAGGACGCAUCCACUGAGUACCCCUCAUGGUUCCCGGUUUCCGACAGGAAGUUGAUGGCCCGUGGCAAGCGUGGAGGCCAUCCCACUGGCCCCAGAGCCGUAGGUAUCGCCCCCAAUGCAGUGGUGGCCCAGGAUGGUAGCGGCCAGUUCAGGACCCUUGCCGACGCCCUCAAUGCCUACCCCAAGGGCCACAAGGGCAGAUACGUUGUCUACGUGAAGGCUGGUGUCUACCAGGAGUUCUACGUCCUUACCAAGGAGAAGGUUAACGUGUUCAUCUAUGGAGAUGGCGCAAGGAGGACCAUCAUCACCGGCGACAAGAGCGUCAUUAAAUCCCACUUGAAGACCUCCCAGACUCCCACCUUCGCCGUGGAAGCAAACGGAUUCAUCGCCAGGGACAUCGGAUUCACAAACACUGCUGGACCCGAUGGAGAGCAGGCUGUGGCCCUCCGUGUGAAUGCCGACAUGUGCGCUUUCUUCAGCGUCAGGAUUGACGGGUACCAAGACUCCCUGUACGUCCAGUCGGGCUUGCAGUUCUACCGCAACUGCGUCAUCUCUGGAACUGUAGACUUCAUCUUCGGUGACUCAAGCACCAUCAUCCAGAACUCCCUGAUCAUCAUCCGCAAGGGCAGGAAGGGCAACCAGAACACCGUGACUGCCCCCGGGAAUGAGGAGCAGCACGAAACCACCGCCCUUGUGCUCCACAACUGCAGGAUCGUCCCUGAGCAGCUUCUUGUUCCUGAGAAGUUCGUCAUCAAGAGCUACCUCGGCAGACCAUGGAAGAAGUAUGCCAAAUCCAUCAUCAUGGAGACGGAGAUCGGGGACUUCAUCCAGCCCGCUGGGUACCUAUCCUGGAACGGUGACCAGACCGGCUACUUCGGGGAGUACGGAAACCGCGGUCCUGGAGCUGACACCAGCAGAAGGGUCAACUGGAGGGGAUUCAAGAUCAUGGGCAAGGCUGAUGCCGAGCAGUACACCGUCCAACGUUACCUUAACGUCAAGGUCCCAUGGGUCCGCUUCACCGGGAUCAAGUAUAUCCCUGGGCUGUUCAGGCCUUGAAAGCGACCCCCAGAAUGGCAUGCAUGCAUGCAACGUAUAAAUAUUUUUUUAAAAAAAAAAAGAAAAAAGAUACACAUAUGCUGCUUGGGGGGUUCACCUUGUGAAGGGAAAAAGGGAGUUUAAUUUGGAUAUGUUAUGGUGACGACCAAAGUGGUUUUGAUGACAUUCUUUUUCUUCUGAAGUGCAAAAACAGAGAGAUAAAAAACUUCAUCCCAUU